AUGGGUGAGAACUUUGACUUGGACGCCGUGAACUCGUCCUUAUUGCAAGCUACUACUGGAGAAUUGUUACCUGUUGACCUGAUGCCGGACGAGGACCCGAUUCCUACUGACUCAUUCAACGUCGGCCCGCAUGCAACAGACGCAGGAUUGGCGCUGAGUGGGGAUGCAAUCAGAGAGAAAUGGCAUACCCACUGUGGACAGACCACAUCGGGCGUCAUAACCCCAGACCCAACGAAAGACCGCAAUCAAAUUGACGAGUCUUAUCGCCACGAGCUCGCUAAUCGUCUCCAGCAGCGCGUGCAACCCGGAAUUCUCCCCUCGACCACUUUUCUGAGGCCUAAAGACCUGGCGGGGAUUGAGACGUUUCAUGGAAGUAUAAUUGCAGUAAGUUUUGGUGAACGAGUUUUUCUCGCCCGGAAGCACCUGGAAACGCUGACUGUGGUCAAGUGGGCUCGCAGAGUUCGACUACUUAACCAUGCAACAUCACCAGCAUUACCGCAAAAUCUUCCGAAUCUGACGAACGGCCAAUUGCAAUCAGCAUGGGAGCAUUGGAUCUCCGCAGAAGAGCGGAAACGCACUGUGCUCGGAAUCUUCAUCCUUGAUGCUGAGUUGGCAAAGAUUCAUCAUCAUGAACCAUAUUUACGUCCUGCCACUCCGCGUCUACCGACCAUCUCCUCAGAUGACGCGUUUGCAGCAAAUAAUGCAAGUGCUUGGAAGGAGCUUGUUCAUCAACAGAUUCAGAAAUCUGGAAGCAGGACCCCAUUGCCAAAUGUGGUGCAGGAGCAAAGGCCUGGCGGGACGAGUGACUUCGAACUCUGCGCCAUACUUGAGUCCAUCAGUGCUAUGGCCUGUGAACGCCAAGAGCCUUUCUCGACCACCCCUCAUCUGACCGAGAAGUGCCAGGAAAUGCUUAUAACUUGGUACGAGACGCAUCUGUCUACUUCCGCUCCUGGUCAGGUCUCGGCUUAUCCACUUCGGAUUCUCUGGCACUCGACUUUCAUUGUCUUAUACUCGAGCCUUGACGUACUUGAGCGAGCCUGUGGUCGAGACGGGCCUGAGGCAGCUCAAGAAGCCAUUGGAUGCGCUCGCACGUGGGCAAAUUCCCACGAGGCGACCAGAUCUCUAGUGCACGCUGUCUACGUCAGAAAUUACUUCGAGUCAAUGUCUAUUGGGUCCGCGUGUCCACUAUACGUUCCCAUCUGUCUUUACCACUGCGGGAUCAUCUGGUUCUGUUUUGGGCAUUUCGGGAAUAGCAGCAACAAACCAAUAAUCGGAAGUAACUUUCCAGAAUUGGAUCUAGUUGGAGUGAACGUCGACGAAAUCAAUGCGGCAGAAUUGAGGAACUUUCGAGUUGAGCGAAAUGCGGCGAAUCAAGUCUUCAGGAUUGUCGGUUUGCUACAGAGCAUACGCCAUGGGAAGCUAUCUUCGAGUCUUGCUUCAACAUUGCUGGCGCUUAUAGAGGAACAAGAUAAUGUGUUUUAG
Molecule: messenger RNA, 1482 nt
Organism: Aspergillus udagawae
Lineage: Eukaryota; Fungi; Ascomycota; Eurotiomycetes; Eurotiales; Aspergillaceae
Exons: 3
Coding region: 1-1482 (493 amino acids)
Biological process (GO): regulation of transcription by RNA polymerase II
Cellular component (GO): chromatin
Molecular function (GO): RNA polymerase II cis-regulatory region sequence-specific DNA binding; DNA-binding transcription factor activity, RNA polymerase II-specific
Source: RefSeq, a predicted model, not a curated record